This is a messenger RNA of Chrysemys picta bellii (western painted turtle), 3827 nucleotides long. It is a transcript of the gene NOX3, whose product is annotated as NADPH oxidase 3. Gene Ontology annotation, biological process: defense response; superoxide anion generation. Gene Ontology annotation, cellular component: plasma membrane; NADPH oxidase complex. The record is from RefSeq and is a predicted model, not a curated record. Lineage: Eukaryota; Metazoa; Chordata; Testudines; Emydidae. Gene Ontology annotation, molecular function: superoxide-generating NAD(P)H oxidase activity.
AUUUACACAGGUCAUAAGGCAUGUCAGUUUGGUGAUCUGCUCUUAGUAGGAAGUCCUUAAUUAGAAAAUUCCUAGAGAGAGCUGCAGCUCCCGGUGGGUGCUUAUUAAGAUCUCAAGACAAAAAGUAGUUAGUAGAAAAGCUUGAGGAAUGUACAGAGAACUCAGGUUAUGUUAUAAGGCAAGAGUGAAUUGCUGUUAACAUAAAAGAGUGGCAAUCAAGAUGGGAUGCUGGAUUUUCAGUGAAAGUCUGUCAGUCCUGUUAUUACUGGUGUGGCUGGGAUUGAAUUUAUAUCUGUUUAUUGACACAUUCCACUGGUAUGAAGAAGAUGAUGCUUACCUUUAUACACGGGUUAUGCUGGGUUCAACACUGGCUUGGGCGAGAGCUUCUGCGACAUGCCUUAAUUUUAACUGCAUGUUAAUCCUGCUACCAGUCAGUAGAAACCUUAUUUCAUUCAUAAGGGGAACAAGCAUUUGUUGUAGAGGAGCACUGAGGAGACAACUUGACAAAAACCUCACAUUUCAUAAGAUAGUUGCCUAUGGAAUAGCUGUAAAUGCAAUCAUCCAUAUUGUUGCACAUCUGGUCAACAUAGAGCGAUAUCAUAUAAGUCAAUCGAAGGAAGCAGAGGGGUUGCAGAAUAAACUUUCUGGCAUUGGCAAAACACCAAAUGAAAGCUACUUGAACCCAAUUAGAAACUAUGAAGUGAACACAACAACACAGAUACUAACUACCAUAGCUGGAGUAACUGGUGUCAUAAUCACUGUGGCUUUCAUUCUGAUCAUGACUUCAUCCACAGAGAUCAUCAGAAGAUCAUUCUAUGAGGUGUUCUGGUAUACCCAUCACCUAUUCAUGGUUUUCUUUAUUGGUCUGGUUAUCCAUGGUAUGGGUCAGCUCAUCCGAGGUCAGACACCACAGAGUCUGUUGCUGCACAAUGUCACUUAUUGUAAAGAUCACUACUCAGAAUGGGAGAAAGCCACUCAGUGUCCUUUGCCCCUAUUUUCUGGCAGUGAACCUGUGGCUUGGAAAUGGGUUUUAGGUCCUGUGGUAAUAUACAUCUGUGAAAAAAUUGUUAGGUUCUGGAGAUUUCAGCAGGAAGUUGUCAUUACAAAGGUGGUGACUCAUUCCUCUGGAGUCCUUGAGCUCCAUAUGAAGAAAUGUGGCUUUAAAAUGGAGCCUGGCCAGUAUAUAUUUCUACAGUGCCCUUCUGUAUCACAACUGGAGUGGCAUCCUUUCACACUUACCUCAGCUCCUGAGGAGGAAUUCUUCAGUGUGCACAUAAGAGUAGUUGGGGAUUGGACAGGAGCCCUGUUCAAGGCCUGUGGAGCAGAGGAAAAAGUCUUUAAGGAGCCCUGGAAGCUACCAAGACUGGCUGUGGAUGGACCAUUUGGAGCUGCAACUACAGAUGUUUUUCACUAUCGAGUCAGUGUAUGCAUUGCAGCAGGGAUAGGAGUCACUCCGUUCGCCUCGAUUCUAAAAUCCAUAUGGUUUAAGUGCUGUAAUCCUAAUACAGAACUGACGUUGGAGAAGGUUUAUUUCUAUUGGACUUGCCGAGAUGCAUCUGCCUUUGAGUGGUUUGCUGAUCUCCUGUUCUUGCUGGAAACACAAAUGGCUGAGAAAGGGAAAACCCAUUUUCUAAGUUAUCAUAUAUUUCUUACUGGCUGGGAUGAAAAUCAGGCUACUCAUAUAGCUCUACAUGAUGAUGAAAAGAUGGAUGUAAUUACUGGUCUGAGACAGAAGACCUUCUAUGGAAGGCCGAACUGGGACACUGAGUUCAGGCAAAUAGCAGAAAAUCAUCCUAGCAACAGCAUCGGUGUAUUCUUCUGUGGACCCAAAGCUCUCUCCAAGAUCCUUCAAAAGAGGUGCAACUUGUAUUCAUCAGCUGAUCCUAGGGGUGUUCAAUUUCACUAUAACAAGGAAAGUUUCUAAACAGUAUUUUUGAAAUUUUAUAAUUGAUAUCAUUGUACUGUAUGCUUUUUCAAUGAAAUCAGUGGGAGUUAGGGGUCUAAAUAUAGUUGAGGAUCUGGGCCCAAGUGUCUUUAUAAUUCAGGGUUUUUUUAAAAAAUUAAAACUAAAAGCAUGAAAACCCCACAGAAUUUACAUAAGUUAGUAGAAGAUGCAGCUCUGCUCUAUUUUAAAAAAACAACAGCAAAAAUAUAUUAGAUCUGUACUGAGGUGUAAAACACAGUUCAUAAGGAUCAUAUAAUGCAUUUACCCAUCCAUGCAAUAAAACUGUGAAGCAGAAAACAUCCCAAGUGUGUUAGCAGUUGAAUAAGACAAAUGACAAUAUUAUAUAUGUACAAACACAUGGAAAAAUAUUCACUAGAGAAGACAAAACUAUAUAGACAAAUAAACACAUAAGGAUAAAAAUUAUAUCCCAGAGGACUAUAGGAAUAUUUUAUAAAUCUCCUGUUUGGGGAUGGAGUUUGUAUGAACUAAGCUGGGGCUACAAGAUAUAGUUGUAUUAUUAUUGAGUUGAAGACGAUGCAUCUUUAUUUGAAAAUUGUGCAAGUUUUCUGAAAUGUCUGUGAAAUGAUUAAUGUGGUGCAUAUAGUGUAGCGGUAAAGUAAGUGGAGAAUUAGCAUCUCUGCCAGUUCACCUAGAGGCAUUUAUCUUUUUUUUUUCCCUCUGGUGCCAGUGAUGAGCCUCAGGGUAAGCUGACACUUAUUUUUUAACUAUAAAUUAAGCUUCUUUUUUGUGUGUUGAAAAUCUUGAAGGGAAUGAGGAAUGUGUGUAAGCACCAAUACCAGCUGCCAUUGCAUGAAAGAAAGAGGUGACAAUCUCCUGUAGAUUCUGAAUGAUUGUUUUAAUGGGGCUGGAUCUGAGGUAAUAAGUACAAAGAUAUUGUGCUGCCAGAAAAACAGGAUCUGUUCUCCCUUACCUCAUGCAACAAGAUGUAACAUUUAGCUUCUGGCUCAACGUGGCAUCUCUUCACUGCUUUGAUUUAUUCCCACUUUUGCAAAUCACUGUGGUAUGCUACAGGAGAUGCAUUUAGAGCCCUUGUUAUAGUUCAUUGAGUAGCAUCUCUGUUAUCACCACCAGAGGAGAAUUUCACUUGUAUCUGGGCUGAGUGACCUAGAAUAAAAGAAAAACAAUAAUAAUAAUAAUAAAAAGUGGAGAGGUUUGUUAGAUUAGAAUGAAACUGCAUUUAGGUUGAAUUAAAAUCCCUUUAUUAUGAAUAUAAUUUAAAUCAAAAUGGAAACUAGGAAGAUUUGGCUUAGUGCCUUGUUUUGAGUAGCACUGAGCACACAGCAGCCAUAAUAAUGUGAACGUAUAUGUAAUUACUCUAUUAUUGUGUUUAUGUAUGAAAACAUCUGCUGUCAGGGAAAAUGAAACAUGUCUUCAUGGAUUUGUCCAUUCAGCUUCUUCAGUGGGAAGUGUUCACGACUGUGGAGAAAAAUAUUAGUAAAUAAAAUAUAGUCAAAACAGCACAGCCCCUCAUCUCAUGCUGUACUAAUGUUACAGUCAACCAACUAAUCAGAGGCCCAUACCUACAGAUAACUUAUUUGGACCUUACAAUAAAAUUAAUGUUACCAACAGAUUUAUUGUAAGAAUUUAAAUUGUGCACUUGUAUUCACCAACAAGUAUAAUUUAGAAUAUAUGAUUUUACAUGCUCUGUGAUUUUUCCCCCCAAAAAUCCUCUGUGCAAUGGAAACUGUGUAGUGAAAAUUGCCCUGUUUUACACUAAAAGAUGAAACAGGUUCUGCCAAAUUUGCUGCAUUCCAUCAUAUUAUAUACACUGUAUAAUUAUAAGGGAUCCCCUCCAUCUUUCAUUCUGGUAUGAUAAAGUGCUGUAUUUGGGCAAAACCAAAUAUUGUAAACUACAAAAAAG